ACAUUUGACAGGAAUACUUGGAGCAUACGCCGUGUCCAAUUGCAUAAUUGACAUCGCCAGCACCGACGGUAGAUUACACAAUCCGAGAACAUUGUUAUGCAGGCACUGUAUACGUUGCUACGAGGAGACAAUCAACAUAUAUCAAGUGUCUCGUACAGCUACUGACGACAAAGUUUCCUUAACUUCUGAGGAUAUCGGAGGCACAGUUAUUGAGGAGAGAUUGAACAUCAAGGGCAUAUCGUGCACAGAUACUGACGACAAAGUUUCCUUAACUUCUGAGGGUAUCGGAGGCAGAGUUAUUGAGGAGAGAUUGAACAUCAAGGACAUAUCGUGCACAGAUACUGACGACAAAGAUUCCUUAACUUCUGAGGGUAUCGGAGGCACAGUUAUUGAAGAGAGAUUGAACAUCAAGGGCAUAUCGUGCACAGAUACUGACGACAAAGAUUCCUUAACUUCUGAGGGUAUCGGAGGUACAGUUAUUGAGGAGAGAUUGAACAUCAAGGGCAUAUCGUGCACAGAUACUGACGACAAAGAUUCCUUAACUUCUGAGGGUAUCGGAGGUACAGUUAUUGAGGAGAGAUUGAACAUCAAGGGCAUAUCGUGCACAGAUACUGAUGACAAAAUUCCUGAACUUCUGAGAAUAUCGGAGUCACAGAGAGCUUGAACAUAAAGGACAUAUCUUCCACAGAUACUGAUGACAAAAUUCCUGAACUUCUGAGAAUAUCGGAGGCACAGGUAUUGAGGAGAGAUUGAACAUAAAGGACAUAUCUUGCACAGAUACUGAAGACAAGUUUCCUUAACUUCUGAGGGUAUCGUAUGCACUAUUUCCCUCUAAUAUUGAGGGAAAGGGUUACUACUAGUGGAAAGGGAUACUACUGGGGGAAAAAGAUUACUACUGAAGGAAAGGGCUGCUACUGAUCGAAAGGUUUAGUUCCUCGGACAAGGUUUAGCAAUUGCAAAAUAUUCGUAUAAUUCCUAUUUCACAAGGAAAGGCAAGACCGAACCUCCCACAAGAUGGCCUUUUCGUCACCAAGGUUGAUAAGACAUGCUUACGAUCCAAAGCUGGUGAUUAUGAUGGUUCUGUUUUCAUACAAUGUCUCAUCUGAUCAAUGUGAUGAAUGUCUGGUGAAAUACUCAAAGCUGUUUGACAACCUCGUCGUGUUUGACAAUCAUCUGUGGUCAAGAUCGGCGCCACACCAACAGUUUUGUUUCCGUCUUUGUCUUUUAGACACCGAGUGUUUCAGUUUUCAAUUCAACUCCAACACCAAUAUUUGUCGGGGACAUGCGUCCACGUUCACGUCGCCUCAUCUCGUUAACACUUCGACAGAAACGGGCAACAAACUAUACCUGACAUGUAAAGGGGAGAAUCUGGUUGGUGCAACUUGCAGGAGUGAUACAGAUUGUGUGGCAAUGGGAACAGUCUGCCUGCUUGGAAUUUGUAAAUGCAGAUCCAACUUCUCUACAGAUACCUGGUCAUGCGAUUCAAAUUAUCUGGGCUGCUAUAGGGACUACCCGACCCGUGUUUUGCCUCACCCAUAUUUCAGGAAUGAUAUGACACCAGAAGUGUGUAUAGCGUACUGUACAACACAGGGAUACAGACUAGCCGCUACUCAGGCCGGCAGUCAGUGUUUUUGUGGCAACUCCAUCCCAGCUGAUCAAAGUCGAUAUGAUGAGAACAACUGCGGACGGCUCUGUGCUGGGGACGUAGCACAAAUAUGUGGAGGAUCUUGGUUUAUGUCUGUAUAUAGUACAGGGCACUCGUAGACUUCUACUUCUGGGCAACGUGCAUCCACUUGUCAUCUAAUAACAUCCUUGUAUGCACUCUAUGCAUUAGAGAAGCGGUGUCACAUAUUUGUUACAGCAUUGUCUUGACACAUGACAUCGUACCCCAAUUGCGUAGAUCGAUGCUCAUGAUGUUGAUCACUGGAUUGUCUGGUCCAGAUUCGAUUAUGUGCACACUGACGCCAUAUUGCUGAGUGCGGAGUGAAACAACAAACAAACCACGGCAGUACAAGCCAGGGAAUAGUACAUAGGUUCAUUUGAUCUUUCUAUAAAUGAUCUUUUAAAAUGUUGAUUCAAAUGAAAACUAGCGUGAUUUGUGCCUUGAAAUCAAAUUCUUAUUUGAUUCAUUUAUGUCCAUGUACAUAUUGUGCAAAUAGUUAGAUCUCAAGCAGUGGUUCGUAAGCAAUUCAAUCCUUAACACUUAUCAUUAGGUAUAUAUGUUGUUGUGUCAUAAGUAAUAAAAUCGUUACCCAUUACCCUUUAUUCUAUAUAAGUGGUGUGUUAUUAUAUAAUGACCAGUAAGUUUUUCCAUAAACGUGUUGUGUAACGAAUGUUUAAUGAUUACCGUUAGAUCUGUAUAGUUAGUAUGUAAAUGACUAAAUCUUUCUUUUGUUCUGUAAAAGUGGAGUAAGUAAUUUAAUCUUUAGCUAUUCCUUUUGUUUUCU
Messenger RNA from Haliotis rubra (blacklip abalone), 2447 nucleotides. RefSeq lists its product as uncharacterized. The coding region runs from base 1015 to 1764 and encodes 249 amino acids. The transcript has 4 exons. The record is from RefSeq and is a predicted model, not a curated record. NCBI's taxonomy places the organism in Eukaryota, Metazoa, Mollusca, Gastropoda, Lepetellida, Haliotidae. Gene Ontology annotation, cellular component: plasma membrane.